AUGAGGAAAAUAUAUUAAAAGAUGCUGAAUAUAUAUAUAAAUAGGUUGCAUUUGAUUCCAUUGAAGAGAAAAUAUGAUAGUAAUGAGUAGAUCAAUAGGAACAGGAGUUGCAUGUUAUUUGGCUCUUUUUUUAACUUAUCUUUUAGUGUUAAUCUCCUUUUGUUAUUAUAAGAGAUUGUGAAUGAGAAAUAUCUUUGGUUAAGAAAAAGGUCAAGGAGCACAUGGUCUACAGGAUAUAUAGUUUCACUUGAAUAAGGAAAGAAAUUUUAUGGUAUUUAUUUUUUUAAUAAUAUUUAGAAUUAGGUAACAGGGCAUAUUUAUUAAGAAAAUCACCUGAAAUGAAAUAUACUAAAUUUUAAUUUGAGAAUAAUUUAACUUUACCAAGGUUAAAUCUUAUGAAAUCGUUAAAUUAACUUAAAAAAUAAAAAAAUAAUUAUUUGAAUAAGUGUUAUUUUAAUUUAUGAUUUGUAUUUAGUAAUUAUAAAGCCAAAUUUUUCAACCAGCAGGACUCAAAGGAUAGUAUUACGAAUAAGUAAAAAUUAUUACUUAGGGGUAUUUAGAGACAAUAAAAAAAAUUGGAAUGGGUCAAAAAUAAUGAAUGGGGAUAUAAAGAUAAAAAUUAGUAUUAGAAUGAUGCUAUUAAUUUGCCUGGAAAUAAAUAUAGAUUUUCAAAUUAGAAGAUGAUGAAAUUUAAAGAGUGGGGAAGAUAUAAAAUGAAAUUACCAUAGAUCCACCAAUUAUUAAUGACAGUUUAUAGCGGAAGCACUAAUUUUACAUGUAUACUGUCCAAAAUAAGAAAUAGAAAUGAUUAUUUCUGUUGAAACAUCAAGAAUUAACUAUAAAAUAUGGGUAGACAGAAAGAAUAUGAUUGUUUUAGUUGAAACUGAAGUCACAGGAAAGGAUUAAGAAUAGGAAAAUUCAAGAUAUGGAGUAGUAUGUGGACAAGAACUUGAUUCUGUAGAAAUUUUCAAUUCUUUUGUAUAAAUUAUUAAGAAGCAAAGUAUAUUUUAUUAUAUAUUUAGAUGAAUUUGAAGAUAUUGAUUGGGUUAAAUCAAAUUAUAUCACUCAUAUAAUAGAAUUAAUUGUAAAAUAAAGGAAAGAAUAUUAUAUAAAAUAAAGUAUUUUUGGAUUAACUGCAAUAUUAACGAGCAAAUAUAAUAUUUACUAAAAAGAUAAAUCAUCAAAAUGA
Messenger RNA from Paramecium sonneborni, 1189 nucleotides. NCBI's taxonomy places the organism in Eukaryota, Ciliophora, Oligohymenophorea, Peniculida, Parameciidae. The record is from the annotation of a GenBank genome assembly.